Molecule: messenger RNA, 2229 nt
Organism: Brettanomyces bruxellensis
Lineage: Eukaryota; Fungi; Ascomycota; Pichiomycetes; Pichiales; Pichiaceae
Exons: 1
Coding region: 1-2229 (742 amino acids)
Biological process (GO): ribosomal large subunit biogenesis
Cellular component (GO): nucleoplasm; nucleolus; Noc1p-Noc2p complex
Source: RefSeq, a predicted model, not a curated record
AUGGCCAAGACUAGUAAAGCAACCAAGAAGUUCAACAAGAAGCAUUUGAAGAAGACGUUGGAGAAGCGUAAUAAGGCCAAGGAGUACAAACGGAGAAUUGGCAACAAGAAGGCACUUCGGGAGGAAAAGGCCAAGAACAGAGCAAAUGGGAGAUCGGCCAAGGAUGGAGAGGUGUUUGAUGACAUGGAUUUAGAGAAGUACUUUGAGAAAAAGGUGGAAGUUCCAAGUGUUAAGACGAAAAAAGGGUCUAAAUUGGGUAAGAAGUCGAAGGAGGAAGAAAAGAGCAAAGGGGAGGAAUCAGAGUUGGAAAUAGAGUCAGAGUCGGACUCGAAGGCCGGUUCGGACGCAGAAUCGGAAUCCGGAGCGGAAAUGGAGAUGGACAAGCAGGAUUUGGAGGAUUUGAAGAAGGAAGACCCAGAGUUCUACAAGUAUUUGAAAGAUAAUGACAAGGAUCUUCUUGAUUUCAAUCCGGUGAAUCCUAUGGAUAUGGUGAGCUCGGACGAGGAUGAUGAGGAUAAGGAGGAGGCUGAGAAGGAGGACAAGGACAAGGACAAGGAAAAAACACAGCUAGAAGUGGAAGUGACGAUUGAGAUGGUGAAAAGCUGGGAAAAGAACAUGAUGCAGGAAAAGCCAUCAAUCAAAGGGAUCAAGCAGGCAGCCAUGGCAUUCAAGGCGGCGGUGAAUUCAGAGACAGACAGGGAGUACAGAUAUAAAGUGAGCAGCGGGCCGGUGUUCAACUUGUUGAUGAUGGUUGUUUUAAAGAAGCUUCCUCUUGCGAUCGAGAGGCUUUCUCCAUACAAAAAGGACGCAAGAGGCAGCAGAAAGCUUGGCUCAACAUCGAAGAAGUUGAACGGCCGCAUUUGCACAAUCGUGAAGUUGCACUCAACGUCUUUGCUUGAGCUUUUGGACGGCAUAUCGAAGACAGAGAUGGCGAUUCUCGUUUUACAGUCUACCCAGGAGCUUUUCCCAUACAUCAUGUCGUGGAGGAAGAUCCUAAAGAUUUUGAUCAACAGCGUGGUGCAGGUUUGGGCAUCAUCGGGCGAUUUCGAGACCCAGGUUGCCGCGUUUGCCUUUCUAAACAACGUGUCCCACGAGUAUCCAAAGGCAGUGUUGGAGAUUUCUCUCAGAUCGAUGUAUUCAGGCUUUGUGAAGAACUGCCGCCGCACAAACGUUCACACAAUCCCCUCGAUCAACUUCCAGAAGAACUCGAUGGCCGAGUUGUAUGGCGAGGAUGAAAGUUUGGGAUAUAGGGUUGGAUUCGAGAACAUUCGGCAGUUGGCAAUCCACCUCCGCGAGAGUGUCAACAAUCCUACCAAGGAGAGUUACAAGGCUGUUUACAACUGGCAGGUGUGCAACGCUCUCGAUUUCUGGUCCAGAAUGCUCUGCUUGCGGUGCAAUCCGGAGGCUGAACUCAAGAGCAGUGUGAAAAAGGGAAGAAAAAGCGGUACAGAGUCACCUUUGAGGCAGCUUAUUUACCCAUUGGUGCAGGUGACCAUCGGAACGAUUCGUUUGGUGCCAUCUGCACAGUUCUUCCCGCUCAGAUUUUACCUUGUGAGGUCACUAAUCAGGUUAUCGCAGGCCACCGGCGUGUUUAUCCCGCUAUUUCCAUUGAUAAGCGAGAUACUGACGUCUUCUGUGUUCACCAAGAAGCCCAGGGCCUCGUCUUUGGCCGCAGUGGACUUUGACAGCUGCAUCAAGGUGAAUAAGGCGUACAUUGGCACCAGAGUGUACCAAUCAGGCGUCUGUGACGAGUUCAUAGAGCUUUGCGCGGAGUUUUUUGCGCUCUACUGCAAGAGCAUCGCCUUCCCGGAGCUCAUAACUCCGCCUGUCAUAUACUUGAGGCGUUUCCGCAAGAGAAAGGGGGGAAACUUGAAGUUCAGCAAGCAACUUGGAACUUUGAUCGACAAGCUUAAUGCAAACGCAAAAUACAUAGAGAGCAGGCGGGCCACCGUGCAGUAUGGCCCAAGCAACACACAGGAGGUGUCUAAGUUCCUCCAGGAUGUUGAGUGGGAGAAAACGCCUCUUGGAGCGUAUGUUAAGACGCAGAGAGAGGUUAAGGAAGCCAAAAUGAAGAUUCUCCGGGAUUCUUUGGAGAAGGAGGAGGAGGAAGAGAGGAAACGGGAGCAGGAGAAGGGCGAGGGAGAGGAGGAAAGAGAAGGUGAUGAAGAUGCAAGUGAAGAUGAUGAGGAUGGAAAUGAAGAUGUCGAUAUGGACUCUGAUGAAGAGUAA